CCUCACAUGCGGCGCGCUGCAAUAUACACGACUGUCCUGUUGUCACAUUACACUGAAAUUAAUGAACACCUAUUCUCAUGAUUUCUACACUCGUACACGGUGGCUAUCAGUGAGCAUAAUAACAUAUUUGAUUAGCUGUCAUCUCUGCUGUGGACAGAGAAGACACGAGCAUGGAGAAGAAAUGGGUGACAGUUGGAGACACAUCCUUACGCAUAUUCAAGUGGGUGCCAGUAACAGAAACAAAGCAGAUAUAUCGCACCAAAUCCACAGGUGGAGAGGUUAGAGGACUGAAGGACGUCCUGGAAAACACCAACUCUUUACUGGAUUUCACUGAUGAAAACAGCAACCAGAGCUUUCUGUCGGACGUUUACCAGCCUAAAAUGGAUAACAGCAGCAGCACCUCCAGCUCGCAGCAGGUCAGCCCUCCACAUACCUCCAGCCUCCGAACUGAAGACUCGCAGCCACCAAUGCUGGGCCAGGAGAGUGUGGAUGAGCCAGUUCAUUCAGGACAGGAGGGGGCUGAUGAGCCUCCUACUCUCAUCAAGGAGGACCUUCUUUCAUCAGGAACUGUCAGACGGAGCACCCAAGACACACAGGAGGAAUUGGAUGAAUCAGGAGCACCACCUUUAAAGAAGAUUUGCACAGGAGAAAAUACUGUUCUGAGAUAGCUUAUUUAUAAUAAUUUUGUUAAAAUGCACACGAUACCUGUUCUCAGUCAAAUUAGCUAAGCUUUCAAAGUUAUUCUAUUCUGGCAUAUUUACGCAAAUAUUACAUUUCAGCAAAUGACAAAAAAAAAAAAGUAUUUACUGCAAAAUCUUUGUUUACUUUUAAAGGUAUUUAAAGUCUUGCUGUUUUAAGUGAUUUCUGAAAUGAAUGGAGAGGAUUUUCCAGACUUUGUGUGGCAAGUCACUGCUGUAACAGGCAGUGUGCAUUUCAAUUCACAUGCUGUAAAUGUCUAGUUUCCUGGCAACUAACUGUUUCUGAUUUACUCUUUAUGCAGUUGAACUUUACUUUUGCAUGUUUCCAUAUUCUAUUGCUUUAUUUUGAGGUUUACAGGCCAUUUUGAAAAGGUGUUAAAUGUGUAGCUUUAUGCAGAUUGAUGUUUAGAUGUGCCAUUUUGUUUUAAAUACGAUGCCGUUUCUGGAACAGAUCUUAUUUUGGCUUAUCACAUGCAAGAAUUAAAUGCUUUUUUAAUAUUUAUAAUAUAAUUUGCCCAUGUUUAUAACCCAAGAUGUUGUAAACCAUAAUAAAUGCUACUUUUUAUUUCCAUUUCAA
Molecule: messenger RNA, 1275 nt
Organism: Siniperca chuatsi (mandarin fish)
Lineage: Eukaryota; Metazoa; Chordata; Actinopteri; Centrarchiformes; Sinipercidae
Gene: bcl7bb
Product: BAF chromatin remodeling complex subunit BCL7B b
Exons: 6
Coding region: 171-668 (165 amino acids)
Source: RefSeq, a predicted model, not a curated record